Messenger RNA from Solea solea (common sole), 2815 nucleotides. It is a transcript of the gene fzd8a, whose product is annotated as frizzled class receptor 8a. The record is from RefSeq and is a predicted model, not a curated record. The coding region runs from base 446 to 2194 and encodes 582 amino acids. The transcript has a single exon. Gene Ontology annotation, molecular function: Wnt-protein binding; Wnt receptor activity. Gene Ontology annotation, cellular component: plasma membrane. Lineage: Eukaryota; Metazoa; Chordata; Actinopteri; Pleuronectiformes; Soleidae. Gene Ontology annotation, biological process: canonical Wnt signaling pathway; non-canonical Wnt signaling pathway.
UUGUAUGGGAACCAGGACUAAGGUGGGACGAGCCGACUGAAUGUAGUCGUUGUGUAAUUGAAGAAAAAAACAAGGCCAAUAUUUGUCCACCGGUGGCGAUCGAACAGCAGCACUUAGUUUUGGAGGGUUUUUUUUAAGCUGUGAGAGGAAAGCUGAGCGCAGCCGCUCGGAGAACGUGGAUCUUUCUCUCAGCCAUCUUGCCUGCUGCGCGUCGCCCUGACGGUUCCUUUCUCCUCUCCUCCUCCUCCUCCUUCUCCUCCUCCUCCUCAGCCGAAAGUAAACACGGCUCGCACAUUGCUCGCAACUUCGUGCGAGAUCCAGAGAGAAGCGAGAUGGGCUCGCUGCGCAACGUCUAACGGGACUGGAGCCAAACGCAGGCGCCUGAAAGGAUUUAUUGCUGUGGGUAGUGUAGCAGAAGAGAAGGGGGACACGACGCGCCGGAGCGAUGGACAUGUUUGGGAUUUACCUGUUCCUCGCACUGGCUCUCCUGCCCCGAUCCAGCUGCACAACAGCCAAGGAGAUCACCUGUCAGGAGAUAGCCGUACCCCUGUGCAAGGGAAUCGGCUACAACUACACCUACAUGCCCAACCAGUUCAACCAUGACACGCAGGACGAGGCGGGACUGGAGGUGCACCAGUUCUGGCCUCUGGUUGAGAUCCAGUGUUCGCCUGACCUGAAGUUCUUCCUGUGCAGCAUGUACACCCCGAUCUGCCUGGAGGACUACAAGAAACCACUACCGCCGUGCCGGAGCGUGUGUGAGAGAGCGCGGGCUGGCUGCGCUCCUCUCAUGAGGCAGUACGGUUUCCCCUGGCCGGACAGGAUGAAGUGUGACCUGCUGCCGGUGCAGGGCAACCCCGACACUCUGUGCAUGGACUAUAACCGGACUGACUCUACCACAGCCUCCCCUGUCCUCUCUAAACCCACCAACCACCCGGGCAAGAGUCACAAUACGCCUAAAAAUAAGCCUGGCACUCGACCCGGCGCGCCUGGGAAAUAUAAGCCGCCUGCUGCACCGUGCGAGCCGGGCUGCAAGUGUCUGGAGCCCAUGGUGCCUGUGACAACGGACCGUCACCCGCUUUACAACCGCGUCAAAACGGGCCAGAUCAUGAACUGUGCCAUGCCGUGCCACAACCCCUAUUUUACGCACGACGAGCGCGCCUUCACCGCCUUCUGGAUCGGACUCUGGUCCGUGCUGUGCUUCGUGUCAACUUUUGCCACAGUGGCCACUUUCCUCAUCGACAUGGAGCGCUUCAAGUACCCAGAGAGACCCAUCAUCUUCCUCUCUGCCUGCUACAUGUUUGUUUCUGUGGGUUACAUUGUCAGACUUAUCGCCGGACACGAGAAAGUGGCGUGCAACAGGGACUUUGACGUGGAGCACAUCCACUAUGAGACCACUGGACCCGCGCUCUGCACCGUGGUCUUCCUCCUCAUUUACUUUUUUGGCAUGGCCAGCUCCAUCUGGUGGGUCAUCCUGUCUCUGACCUGGUUCCUGGCUGCAGGGAUGAAGUGGGGCAACGAGGCAAUCGCCAGUUACUCACAGUACUUCCACCUGGCCGCCUGGCUCAUCCCCAGCAUGAAGUCCAUCGCGGUGCUGGCGCUGAGCUCAGUGGACGGAGACUCGGUGGCUGGCAUCUGCUACGUGGGGAACCAGAACCUGGACAAUCUGCGGGGCUUCGUUCUGGCUCCUUUGGUGAUUUAUUUAUUCAUCGGCACCAUGUUCCUCCUGGCUGGAUUUGUGUCUCUGUUCAGGAUCCGCAGCGUCAUAAAACAAGGUGGCACCAAAACAGACAAACUGGAGAAGCUGAUGAUUAGAAUAGGCAUCUUCACGGUGCUCUACACUGUGCCAGCCACGAUCAUAGUGGCGUGUUACUUUUACGAGCAGCACAACAGACAGACGUGGGAGAUCACGCACACCUGCUCCAACUGUUUACUAGAGCGGGACCGCAGGAGUCCGGACUAUGCCGUUUUUAUGUUGAAGUACUUUAUGUGCCUUCUCGUGGGCAUCACGUCCGGAGUGUGGAUUUGGUCUGGCAAAACUCUGGACUCUUGGCGGACUUUCUGCACGCGGUGCUGCUGGGGCAGCAAAGGCACCAGCGGCUCCAUGUACAGUGACGUGAGCACGGGACUGACGUGGAGGUCAGGCACGGCCAGCUCCGUGUCCUGCCCCAAGCAGAUGCCAUUGUCCCAGGUUUGAAUGAGAGAAACAAAAGCAGCUUUAGGAGGACUGCUAAUUGUUUUGGAGAUAACCCAUCACUCCCUGUCUUAACCAAUUUGCAUAGUAAUGAACUGCUGCUGAGGUGUUCCCCCUCAUCCUCUUCCUCAUUCUUCAUCACCCCACACACUCUCACACACCUCUGUGGAGAGAACUGGUUGAAACAAUGUACCGAGCAUUCACUGAGGUUAAUUCUUCUCUGUUUAUAUGUAUUAGUGGUACAGGCGGAGGCUUUUUACGCAAACUGGGCAUUACUUGUUGACAGUUUUGUUCCCACUAAGCUUCAUACAAAGAGCAUUUUUGCCUUCUUUUUUUGUUUGUUUACAUAUAAAUCACAAUCUUAUCUACAUAGUGCCAGAUAACGUUGUAUAAUUCAAUCACAUCGAAAAUGACUUUUAAAUUAAGCCUUAAUAGUGCCCAAGUAUUUUUUACGGGUCAUUGAUUUUUUUUUUUGUAUUUAUAUAAAAGUUAUGUAAAAAUGUGUACAUUUGUUUAUAUAAAAAAAGAAAACUUUAUAUGCUAUUGUAAAUUUGUACAAAGUGUAGAUGUCUCAUUUUGUGAGAAAGCAAAUAUGACCUUUAUUUUGACAAUAAAAUAUGUGAU